AUGACUCAGGUGCCUGCUGACUACCUGUCAACCACCAGCUCCUACAACUAUGAGCCACCCCUCCCCUCCGUGGCUCGGACCAGCACCUUCACCAAAGUCCCUCCAGCCAAAAAAAUAACCUUCUUCAAGAGUGGAGACCCUCAGUUUGCAGGAGUCAAGAUGGCCAUCAACCAGCGGAGCUUCAAGAGCUUCAACGCGCUCAUGGACGACCUCUCCCAUCGGGUCCCGCUGCCCUUCGGGGUCCGGACCAUCACCACCCCACGAGGAAUACACUGCAUCAGUGAGCUGGACCAGCUGGAGGAUGGAGGGUGCUACCUGUGCUCCGACAAGAAGUACGUGAAGCCCAUCAGCAUCACCUCUGGGGGACACAGGCCGGCCCCGCCACGGAACAGCCGCCCCUCCAGCACCAUGAGGAGAGCGGCUCAGGAGGGCAAGUUGGAAGAUUAUUCCACACCUUUCACUCACCAUGGCCCCAGAAUACCCAAGAAAAUCACUCUGGUUAAGAAUGGGGAUAGUGGAUUUCGGCGCUCCAUCAUCCUGAACCGCAGAAAUGCCCGGAGUUUCAAGACGCUCCUGGAUGAGAUCACGGAGAUCCUGCAGUUCCCGGUGAAGAAGCUCUACACUAUUGAUGGGAAGAAGAUCGACAGCAUGCAGGCCCUGCUCCACUGCCCCAACGUGCUGGUGUGCGUCGGCCGGGAGCCCUUCAAACCUGUGUCCAUGGAGAAUUUGAGGAAACACUCGGUGGAGAAGCUGCCCAACCUGCCUCCCCGCUCCAACAAUGGCAACAAUGUCAACGAGAACAAUGAAAAAAAGUCAUACCCCAAUGGCCUCGCAGCCUCUCCAGACAAUGGGGGCCCCUUCUCCAAUGGCUGUUCUCACCCAAAAGCUGGGGACCUGGUCCAGUCCUUGGUCAACGAUGACAUUGAGAAGAGGGUCCAUGUGAACAAGGAUGGGAGCUUGUCCGUGGAGAUGAAGGUUCGCUUCCGCUUGCUCAAUGACGAGACUUUGCAGUGGUCCACCCAGAUCAAAAAGUCCAACCUGAUGAACCAGCUGCCUUGUGAAGAGUCAGGAGUGGAGGAGGACAGCGGAGCAGAUCCCCUACAGAAAAUGAACCCAGAAGCCAGCUCGGAGGCAGAUGAUUCCUUAUAUCCCUGUGAUAUCGAUUCCUACAUGUCCAAACUUGAGGAAUCAGAAUAUGACGAGGCCCACUGUCACAGCUGUGGAAAGAAACACCAGGACUAUGACAUUUGGAAGAACCCCAUGCACAUGUCCCAGAGGGAAGAGCCCGGAGUGCGAAGCACCUGGCACACGCGGUCGUCAUGCUCCAGCACAUCUUCCCGGAGGAGAGUAGUCCACAAAAAAAUGACAUCUGUGGAUAGCAUCCACACCACAUCCAGUGAGGAAUUCUCUGAGCACAUUGUGCAAGAGUCUUCAUCCUACUCAGAGACUAUAAAGAACAGGGUGGCGUAUAGAUCUGUUAAAAAGUGUGUGUGCCGAAGUGAUUUAUCCACCGGUGCUUCCAAUGGAGAAGAACAGCAGGAAUACACUCGGACAAGCACAGGAAACAGCCAGAGGCCUUCAUCCUUGGGCUUGAUGUCACAUUCAAGCUGUGAAAACAACCUGGAUACUCAAGAUAGCCCUGAAGACCAGGAGAUCACCAAAAUCAUUUCACAAAAUGAGGAUGCAAAUUGUUUUGAAGCUUCCUCUGUGAAGUGCUUGAAGGAUGACCCAGAAGAGGUUGAAAGCAGCAGAGUUGGGAGUGUCAUGUCCAGGUCAUCCCUGCAGUCCAGGCAGAGCAAGAAGAACGUGUGUGAGGAAGUGAGCAGCGUGGGCAGGAGCAUGUCCUCCUCAAGCCUUCAGAAGGCAAACCAGGGAGACAACAGCCAGUGCUCCACCCCUGCCAACAGCGUGCACAGCAAGUCCAGUAACUGCACCACACCAAAAGAAAAGGCUGAGCAGGGUGACACCUCUGAUGACAACCCAGUGGUGUCCUCUUUCUCCAGUGAGUCCUGCCCCAAGAAAGAGGCUGAAGAGGUGGAAGCAGAGGAGGAAGAAAGUGAAGUCAAUGAAGUCAGCUCAGUGUCAGCAAAAACAAAGCCAAGCCAAUCAGUCAAGGGGAAGCCAAAGAGAAAAAAUAUGCGUUUAACCAUGUUGAAGAAUUCCUCCAUCAGCAGCAUCGGCACCGAGUCUGUGAUGACCGCAGGAAGAGAGCAGAAAGAAAUUGUGGAUUCCUCCAAAGCAACUUCCUACGGCUCUAAAUCUGCUGCAACCGAAGGAAAUGGUCAGAAUAAUAAAGAGAUUGAUGAUUCUUGCAACAAAAAAACAGAGGAAGAGGUAAAAGAUGCAGGUGUUCAGGAGGAAGGAGGUGAUUUAAUGCCAUCAGCUCUACCAAAUGCAUCUCCAGAAGAAGUUGUGCAAGAGUGGCUCAGGAAAAUCCCUUCGGAAACAUUGCUUAUGAAGUAUGAAAUGGAGGAUGAUGGAGAAGAGGAACAUGCAGAGUCGACCACUGAGGUAUCACACUGUACAAAUGCCGAGGAAGCCCCAGAGGAGGAAAAAGCUGAGGAAAAGAAUGAGGAGGCGGAGGAGGCUGAAAAGGAUGAAGCAAAGGAUGAAGCAAAGGAUGAAGUGGAAGAAGAGAAAGCAGAAGACACAGCUGUUGUUGAAGAGGCAGAAGAAUGCGUGAACCAGGAAGAAAUCUCUGAGGUUGCACCUGAAGCUGCUGAAGCUGAGCAGGCAGAAUGCAACAAGUCAGUUACAUCCAGCCAAAACAACAAUAAGAGAGACCUCCCAACCUCUGUCCAAACGUCUGUCCAGAUCAUGAAGGCCUUGCUCUGUUCAAAGCACGAGACCAAAUUUGACCGAUCAAACAGUUUGCCCGAAGUGUCCCCCACAAUGGGGAGGAAACUGAGUAACUCCGCCAACAUUUUGAUUACUUGUCUUGCCAGCCUCCAGCUCCUUGAUGAAGAGUCAGAGGAUCCAUCAGAAAACUCAAAACAUUUGAAUAAGUCAAGGUACAGGGAGCUGCUGAAUAUUUUUCAAGCCCUGUGGUUUGGAUGCACAGCUGAAAGGAGCGGCCCAAGCUCAGGCCAAGAGGCAAGCAAGGUGGCAAAGCCAGUGUCUGGGUCUAAAGCCCCAAAAUCCAUGGACCACGCCUUCACUCCCAUGUCCUCCUCUGGGGUUGAUGUUUGCAGUUGCUCUGGUGGCUCAGGAGAAGAGUGCACAGCUGGUGCCACGUUGGCGGCUCAGAAAACCAUGGAAUGCAAAUCAGCCGAGCAAAUGGAAAAUGCAGAGACUGGCACAGAACUGACUGAGGUCGAGGAGCAAAGUAAAGAGGAAGAGCAGCCAUCCCGCCCUUCCACAGCCUGCUCAGAUGCAAAAGGUGAGGAAAAGGCAGAGUCUGCUAGAGAGGAGUCUGUAAUCCAGGAGGACGAAGAGAAUAAGGAGGAUCAGGGCAGUAACUGUGAGCAUGGUCAGAACGAAGGGGGAGAAAAUGAAAAUGAAGAAGAAAGCAAAUUAGCUGAAACUGGAGAACAAGAAGAAGUUGAAGCUGUGAAUGAUGAAGUCCCACAAGAAAACCCUGAAGAAGAAGCUGACCAGCCAGAGACCACUGGUGAUGCCAAUGUUGGUGAUGCUGAUGUUGGGACGGAGCUGAAAGAGGAGUUGCAAGAGCAGCCCCAAGAAGAGUCUCCAAAUGACCCUGAGCCCACAGUCGAUACAUCCACCAGUGUGGGCAAAUCCCUUGUCCAGCAAAACUCCGUGGAUCCAGACCCAACCUGGGUCCUGAGACUACUCAAGAAAAUUGAGAAGGAGUUCAUGGCUCACUAUGUCAAUGCCAUGAACGAGUUUAAAGUCAGGUGGAACCUGCAGGACAACCAGCAGAUGGAUGCAAUGAUACUGGAGCUGAAGGAGGAAGUGAGUAAAAGGAUACAAAAGAGCAUAGAGAAGGAGUUGAGGAAGAUCAAAAGCAGGGCUGGAAGGAGGAUGCCGAGACCUCCAGAGGGGCCACCCACACACGAGUCCAAACUCCAAACCGAGCAGAGGAGAUGGAGACUGCAAACUAUGCAUAAAAAGUCCCUCUUUGGGGACAAGAAUGGUGCCCAGAUGAGGUUGGAGGAGACAUCAGAGUUAUCAUUCGAUGCAGAUAAUGACUUUAACCUCAGUGCAGCUUUGGAGGACAGCAUUAGCAAACAAUCCAGUGAGGAGGAAUACUGUCCAUGUGACUCCUGUGUGAGGAAAAAAAUGGCUUCCAGGCCUGCCAGAGCCCCUGUUGUGGCCACCAAUGCCCCAGUCAUGAAAGCCUUUGAUUUGCAGAAAAUCCUGAGGCUGAAGAAAGAUGGCAAUGAGGAAGCCAUCGUUGCAGAAACAGCCCAGGAUACCAAAACACUUCCCAAUGGUUCUGUGGAAGAAGGGGCAGAAAAUGAGAAGGAUGAGGAGCAACCUCAGGCAGGUGAAACAGAAGCAGAGGAAGAAGAAGGAAAAGAGCCAGAAUUAAAUGAAGAUGAUGGUGCAACAUUGAAUGGAGAUGGAGAAGAACCUGAAGUAGCAGAAAGUCAAAACACUGAGAUGGAGGAUGAGGCCAAAACUGAAGAAACCAAAGAAGAAGAAGAAGAAGAAGGAGGGGAAGAAACAAAAGAAGGAGAAGAAGAAGAGGAAGAAAAAGAGGGGGAGGAAGAGAAAGAGGAAGAAGAAAUGGCCAAGGCUGAAGAGGAGGAGGAAACAAAAGAGGAGGAGGGUGAAACUAAAGAAGAAGAUGAGGAAGUAAAAGGAGAAGAAGCAGAGGAAAGUAAGGAGGAAGAGGAACUAAAUGAGGAGGAAGAGAAGGAAGCAGAAGUAGAGGGUGUGAAUGAGGAGGAAGAAACAAAGGAGGAGGAAGGGAAGGAGGAAGACAAAGAAGGAAAGGAAGAAGAAGAAGGGAAAGAGGAAGAAACCAAAGAGGAGGAAGAAACCAAAGAGGAGGAGGAAGAAGAAACCAAAGAGGAGGAGGAGGAAGCAAAAGAAGAAGAGGAGGAAGCCAAAGAGGAGGAAGAAGCAAAAGAGGAGGAGGAAGAAGAAAAGGAGGAAGAGGAGGAAGCAGAAGAGGAAGAGGAAGAGGAAGAAGUGAAGGAAGAAGAGGAAGAAACUAAAGAGGAGGAAGAAGCAAAAGAGGAAGAGGAAGAUGCAAAAGAGGAGGAGGAGGAAGGAAAGGAGGAAGAGGAAGAAGCUGAAGAGGAGGAGGAAGAAGGGAAGGAAGAAGAGGAAGAAACAAAAGAGGAGGAGGAAGGAAAGGAAGAAGAUGAAGAAGCCAAAAAGGAUGGGGAAGAAGCAAAAGAGGAAAAGGAGAAGGACGAAGCAAAAGAAGAGGAAGAAGAAGGGAAGGAGGAGGAAGAAGAAAUGAAAGAAGAGGAAGAAGCCAAAGAGGGAGAGGAAGAAGCUAAAGAGGAGGAGGAGGAAGGGAAAGGGGAGGAGGAAGAAGCCAAAGAAGAGGAGGAAGAAGCAAAGGAGGAAGAGGAAGAAGCCAGAGAGGAGGAGGAAGCAAAAGAAGAGGAGGAAGAAGAAGCAAAAGAGGAAGAGGAAGAAGCAAAAGAAGAGGAGGAAGAAGGAAAGGAGGAAGAGGAAGAAGCCAAAGAGGAGGAGGAAGGGAAGGAGGAAGAAGAAGGGGAGGAGGAGGAGGAAGAAGCAAAAGAAGAGGAGGAGGAAGGAAAGGAGGAAGAGGAAGAAGCCAAAGAGGAGGAGGAAGAAGUAAAGGAGGAAGAGGAAGAAGCAAAAGAAGAGGAAGAGGAGGAAGGAAUGGAGGAAGAAGCAAAAGAGGAGGAAGAUGUGAAAGAGGAGGAAGCAGAAGAGGAAGAAGAGCAAGAAGAGGAAGAAGAAACAAAAGAGGUGGAAGGGAAGGAGGAAGAGGAAGAAGGAGCAAAGGAAGUUGAGGAAGCAAAGGAAGAUGAGGGUCAAACAAAAGAGGAGCAGGAAGUGGAAGAGGAAGAAAGCCAAAAAGAAGAGCAAGAAGAAGCAAAAGAGGAAGAAGAGGGAGAAAAAGAGGAGGAAGAAACAAAGGAGGAAGAGGAGGAGGAAGAAAAAGAGGAAGAAGAAGAACAGGAAGAAGAAGGAGCUCAAAAUGAAGAGCAAGAAGCUGAAGAAAAGUCAGAAGGUGAAGAUGAAGGUGAAAAUGAAGCUGACGAAACAGAGGAGCUGGAGGAUGAGGAAGUUGUGGCUGAUGAUGAGGCAGAGACAUCAGAAUGCAGAGGAGAUGCUGAGGGCUCUGGAACUGACAACAAUCCUGAAGGAGAUGCUGUGGAAGAAAAUGAAGAAGCUGAGCAAGAUGAAGCUGAGGCAGAAGAAGAUGCAAAACCAGAGUCAGGAGAUGAGGCUGAGGAGAAAAGCAGUGAAAGAGGUGAGAAUCCUGAUGAGGAACCCCCCGGUGACGACCCCGACAAUGCACACAAAAAACACGAAGACCAAGGCAACAACAAAGUUCCUGAGAAGGCCACAAAGACCAAAGGCAAGAGAACCAACAAAAGGUUAGAGACUCUGAAAAAAUCCACAGCCUUUUCUUGUUAUUCUUCUGUUGGAAACUUCUCACAGCAAUCCCAGAAGGGGUCUGAUGAUGAAGAGGAAAGAGUAGAUGAAGAGGAAGGAGUGGUCGAGGAGGAAGGAAUAGCUGAAGAGGAAGUUGUUGAAGAGGAAUGCAAAGGUGAUGAAAACCCCACUAGAGACCACCCAAAUGGAGAGGUUCGAAGUGACGAGAGCUCCAAACCCUCUCAGAUGUAUCCUGACAGUGAGGAAGAAGAAGAGGACAAAGAAUCUUCAGGUUCUGAUCCUGUGGGAGAUGAGGAGCAGCCAGAUGCUGAAGGUGCAGAUCCAAAGGAGACUGAAAACACUGAGGAAGUUCAGGCUACUAAAAAGAAAGAAAACUCUGAUGAAAUUGACCAGGAUGACCUGGACUUCUAG
Messenger RNA from Haemorhous mexicanus (house finch), 6921 nucleotides. It is a transcript of the gene RP1L1, whose product is annotated as RP1 like 1. Gene Ontology annotation, biological process: retina development in camera-type eye; intracellular signal transduction; axoneme assembly. Gene Ontology annotation, cellular component: axoneme. Lineage: Eukaryota; Metazoa; Chordata; Aves; Passeriformes; Fringillidae. Bases 1 to 6921 code for a protein of 2306 amino acids. The record is from RefSeq and is a predicted model, not a curated record. The transcript has 4 exons.